This is a messenger RNA of Xyrauchen texanus (razorback sucker), 3828 nucleotides long. RefSeq names its product ankyrin repeat and SOCS box containing 7 (gene asb7). Bases 203 to 1159 code for a protein of 318 amino acids. The record is from RefSeq and is a predicted model, not a curated record. Gene Ontology annotation, biological process: intracellular signal transduction. The transcript is spliced from 5 exons. Gene Ontology annotation, molecular function: protein binding. NCBI's taxonomy places the organism in Eukaryota, Metazoa, Chordata, Actinopteri, Cypriniformes, Catostomidae.
UAGGAGAUGUUCAUGGCUACCUGACUGUAUUUUCUAUUCUAAUCAAUUUCUGAAGUGGACAUGAAAAUGGAUGCAGAACAAAAGGACUGUUUUAGAUCUUCGAGACAUCAAUGAAUGGUAAUAGUGAUCAUGGCAGAGCUCUGUGAUUAUAAGCUACAGGGACACAAGAGCGUCUGACCCCCUUACUGCGAGAUGUGACAGGAUGCUGAACCAUCACUGCAGAAGGAACCCGGAGUUGCAGGAGGAGCUGCAGAUCCAGGCGGCGGUGGCGGCUGGUGAUGUCUACACCGUUCGCAAGAUGCUGGAGCAGGGCUAUUCGCCCAAGAUCAGAGACGCCAAUGGCUGGACACUGCUGCACUUCUCUGCAGCGAAGGGCAAGGAACGCUGUGUGCGCGUAUUCCUCGAACACGGAGCGGAUCCCACAGUGAAGGACUUUAUCGGAGGCUUCACUGCACUGCAUUACGCUGCCAUGCAUGGCCGUGCCCGUAUUGCCCGCCUCAUGCUGGAAUCAGAGUAUCGUAGUGACAUCAUCAACGCCAAGAGCAACGACGGUUGGACCCCUUUACAUGUGGCAGCUCACUACGGGCGUGACUCUUUCGUGCGUCUCCUCUUAGAGUUCAAAACUGAGGUGGACCCGCUCAGUGAUAAAGGCACCACGCCACUUCAGCUCGCAAUUAUCCGUGAACGUUCAAGCUGCGUACGCAUUCUGCUUGACCACAAUGCCAACAUAGACAUUCAGAAUGGCUUCUUGUUGCGAUAUGCUGUCAUAAAGGGCAACCACUCAUAUUGCCGUAUGUUCCUGCAACGGGGAGCGGACACUAACCUGGGUCGUCUGGAGGACGGACAGACACCGCUGCACCUGUCAGCGCUCAGAGACGAUGUGCUGUGUGCUCAGAUGCUCUACACUUAUGGAGCAGAUACGAACACGCGGAACUAUGAGGGCCAGACGCCUGUGGCUGUUUCAGUCAGUAUGUCUGGCAUCAGUCGGCCCUGUCUGGACUUUCUGCAGGAGGUCACAAGGCAACCCAGGACUUUGCAGGAUCUGUGCAGGAUAAAGAUACGGCAGUGCAUCGGUCUCCAGAGUUUAAAGUUUCUGGAGGAUCUUCCCAUUGCCAAGGUCAUGAAGGACUACUUAAAACACAAAUUUGACAGUGUUUGACGGAGGCCGACAAACUCGGGCCAAGAGCAUGUCUGUAGGUUCUAUAAGACUCUAUGCAAACUCUUUUAUUUUAUUUUUUAAUUCUCAAAAUCAGUGGGAGCAGGUGCACAGUUUUGUAUAACCUUGUUGGUACGGAGUGAAAAUUAAUAUUAACGGAUUGGCUCUGCACCUGGGAGCACUGCAACGGGCUGCAAGUUGAUGCGUUUGUAGAAGGUGUUGGUUUGUACACCAUGGGGGCAUGCCUGGAAAAAUUCCUGACCCAUGAGAGAAGAAUUUUGGAACCUGUGAAAGCCUCAUUUGCACCACUUUCUUUUUUUUUUUUAUCAGCAAGGCCUUUGUAAAUAUUUGACAUGUUCUAUUGUCUAAAUUCUCAGACAAGAAAAAGAUAACCCUUUGAAACUAUGGAGAUAAAUUGACAAAUAUUUAAGUAAUCCUCACAAUUUUGUAUAAAUAAAAAUGUGCAUGUGGUAACCGUAUCAUGAUUUUUACUCUGGAUAAAUUCUUUGACCUUUUUUUUUUUUUUUUUUUUUAAAGCAAAAUCCCAUGGACUACAUCUUAGAGCAACAUUUUUGUUGUUUUGAAGAAUAUACAUUAGACAAAAUAUACAUCUGUGUCAGUAUAAACUCUGUAUCAAAGUUGCUUGUCUAUAGUUGCCAUUGAAAGGCAUAUGAAAAGAUAUAGUGGCAACAAGUUACACUCAUAAAUCCUUAACAAAGCUUAUGUAAAUAAUUGUGUCGUAUGUACAGCAGAUAUUUUUAGACUAUUGAAGUCACAAGCUUAUUUUAUCAAAGUGUUUCGGUGUUUUGUUGAGUGAUUGUUUUACAAGUGACCUUUCAAGGGCGUUGAUGCGGGAAUGUUUGGACCCAUAAUUAAAAUAAAAUCUGAAUCAAUUACUAAAUAAUUGAUGCUUAAUUAUAAUUUGCCUUUUUUAUGCACAUUUAAAACCUCUUAAAUACGUACUGUCAAUUAAAUUAAAUACAAAUCUGUUUUUUUCUUUUCUUCUAGGUAUUUUAAAUGCACUUAACAGUUUUUUUUUUUUGUUUGUUUGCUUUUUUUUUUUUUUACAACUGUGUGUGUUUUGUCACAGCCUCUUGUAAGGUCUGCAUAGCAUUAAGUUUGUCUGGCACUUGCUAAUGCGAUCAUUCAGUUUUUCAUUCAGAAGUUAUUUUUCAUUUGUAAAACAAGGUUAAUUAGAUCACAAAUCUUUUCCCUUAAAAUCUCAAUCAAGGUCACAGAAAGGUUUGGGUGAGGGACUAAUGUGACUUUUUGUUUGUAAGUUAGUGGGUCAUUCCUACAAUUCAGUGCCUUUUAUGUCCCCAGUAAAGGUAUUUAUAAUGUUUAAUUUAAACAGAUUACAAUUUUAAUUGGCUUGUAAAAAGAAUAGACUAUUUAUAAUGUUACACUGCUGUGAAAAGUCACAUUUAAAUACAUGAAAUAAUUUUUAUUUAUUGCUCUAGUGUCAUUUCUUCCAUGUCACUAGAGCUCCAUGUCAAACAUUUUUGCCAAAAAUAAAUCAUUUGAUUUUAGAAUUUUUCAUACAAUGUAUUUAUGGUACACAUGUAAUUAUAACCCUGAUGGUGGAGGUUAUUUGUGUGUCCCUUGACUUAUUGUCCACUCCUUUAUGUUGUGACACUUGUGGUGACUUUUAUUCUUACUACUUCUGCCAUUUCUGAAUAUGGUAGGAUGGUAGUUUGCCAUUCCGAACACGGCCUGUGACUUUCAAUUGAAGAUCUACUUUAUAUUCAGCAAAAUAAUGUUGGAGUUAUUUGAAGUCCUUAACUAUAUUUUGUGUUUGUGGCAAGCAUAGCAUGUCAACUCUGUUAUGGGAAGGAGAUAUAGGAAAAAUAUAUGUAAUUUUAAAAUGUCAAUAUAUUUCUAUCUAAAGAAAUCUGUCAUCAUUACAUUAGUUUACAAAUAUAUUAGCUUGAUGUCAUUCACAGACCAUGUAAGUGGCUAAAUUAACCCACUGAAUGUCCACCAUUACCCUGUCCACUUAACAGGUUGGAUAUCAGAUUUUAAGUCAUAAAGCUUUACCUGUAUAACUUAAAAAAAAAAAAUAAAUAAAUUCCCUUUAAUGAUGAAACAAAAAGGUACUUUUCUAAAGUUUCAAAGCUGAAAAGGCACAGAAUUGUAGGAAUGACACUAGUACUCUCACUUGCUUUAACUCAAGAAUUUUUUUCCCCAAACCGGUUCUAACAAUAGCUGCCUUUACUUGCAUUCAGUGACAUGGUAGAGCUACAGCAUUUCACCACACCAUGAACACACUUAAAGUGCAUUAAAAUAACCUGCCACAAUAUUAAAUUAUUUCUAUCUUUGUUUCUUCUACAGUGGCAUUGUUUGUAUAAGUUUACUGUGUUUGUAUGUUAGUGGGACUGAAACAAUCUCUUUAUCAGGAAGAGUGCUUGUUAUCAUAAUAUACUGAACGUGGAAAGCUUCAGCUGUUGGAAUAGUCUAAUAAUGGAAUAAUCGGAAGUCUUCCACAACAUCAACUACUGAAUGUAUAUAACCUGCUGUUUGCUGAGUUUCAAAUGUACAAUUGUGUGAAUAAUGAAUCUCAAAAUGUCCCCAUUUGUUAUUUUUUCAAGUAUCAUUGCUGUACUUUGAAGCAGUAAUUGUGCCGUGUUCAUCGAUCAUCAUUUUUCUAGAGUUUGAUGACUUUGUAAUAAAAU